Messenger RNA from Cicer arietinum (chickpea), 441 nucleotides. Lineage: Eukaryota; Viridiplantae; Streptophyta; Magnoliopsida; Fabales; Fabaceae. The record is from RefSeq and is a predicted model, not a curated record.
AUGCGAAGGGGAUUGAGACAAGGUGACCCCUUAUCUUCGUUCUUGUUUCUAAUAGUUGUUGAGGGUCUGAAUGUUCUUUUUAGUACUUAUGUGGAAGCCAAUCAAUUCAAAGGUUUUGAGGUGGGCUCAAAUGAGUUCAUUGUCUCUCUUUUACAAUUUGCAGAUGAUACACUGAUCAUGGGAGAGAAGCGUUGGGUUAAUAUUAGAGCAAUCAAGGCUAACUUGUUGCGGUUUGAGCUUCAAAUUGGCCUAAAGGUUAAUUUUCAUGAAAGUAUGUUGGCAGGUGUUAAUGUUAAUAGUUCAUGGCUUCAAACUACGACAGAGAUUCUUAAUUGUAAGAUGAGAUGUGUCCCAUUCAAAUAUUUGGGGUUGCCUAUUGGUGAUAAUCUCCGGCGUAAGGUGUUUUGGAAACCUGUUAUUGAGAAGAUCCGCGCUAGUUAG